ACGAUUGAGUAUACACGUCUACCCACGUCUUGAGAAACUACAGCUUGAAAUGAAUGCUAAAAAUAAUUUACAAGUUGGUGAUAUCCAUCAGCGUACAGUUGGUCCUAUCGAAUCAAAAGUGGUUUGUGGAAAUAAUCAAACAGAGACAUCUAUCAUGCCAUUCGAUUCCAAGCAAGUUUCAGUGGAUGAUAGUAGUAGUAGUGACACUAACAGUAAUGCAUCAACUCUACCAAUUCAUUUCAGUUAUAGGAUUUCAAGACGUUCAUGUGAAUGGCUAACUGAAAAAGCUCUUGAAAUACUUACCACUUGUUCAUUUACAACUGUUCAGUCCCCUUUGACAAGUCAAGUGCACAACAGUUUUACUCUAAAUAUAAUGUAUCAAAAACGAAAACCCGACCGAUAGUUGCUACCUUGACGUAGUGGUCGGGCUUGCACAUCGCAAUGACCCAACAACCUCCACUGACUGGAAGCAUUGUUCCUGCAGGUCCUACCAUGCC
This is a messenger RNA of Trichobilharzia szidati, 497 nucleotides long. The record is from the annotation of a GenBank genome assembly. NCBI's taxonomy places the organism in Eukaryota, Metazoa, Platyhelminthes, Trematoda, Strigeidida, Schistosomatidae.